Messenger RNA from Monoraphidium neglectum, 858 nucleotides. RefSeq lists its product as hypothetical. The transcript is spliced from 7 exons. NCBI's taxonomy places the organism in Eukaryota, Viridiplantae, Chlorophyta, Chlorophyceae, Sphaeropleales, Selenastraceae. The record is from RefSeq and is a predicted model, not a curated record. The coding region runs from base 1 to 858 and encodes 285 amino acids.
AUGACAUGCAUGCGCCCCACCCCCCCCCCCCGGCUCGCGCGUGACCCAUACGAUCAGCUGACCGCCGUGAAGCUGAAGGUGGCUGCCAGCAGGGGCGCGCGCGUCUACAUCAACGGCGUGCUGCAGCAAGACUUCCUGGCCGCCGACGGCAGCUUCUCCUACUGGACCAACACCACAGACCUGAAGCCCGGGACGCUGGUGUCCAACACCCAGGGGUCUUCCAGCGCGGGCUUUGACUUGGACCUGAUCUACUCUGCGACGGCGCCGUUCGCGGCCAACAAAGUGGGCUGCAAGACAUACUCCCUGUUCUCUCACCUGGAGGCCGUGCCCCCCGCGGCCAAGCGCGCCAGCAAGCCAACCUGGAAAUACUUUGGCGGCGGCAAGGCCAGCCCCAAGGGCCCCUGGACCAAGGACACAUUUGAUGACUCAACGUGGUCCCAGGGCCAGCCGCCGCUGGGCUUCGGGGCCGCGGUCGGGUUCAACUACACGACGGCGAUCGCUGACAACUCGGCCGCGGCGACGAAGGGGCGGCUGUCGUACUACUUUAGGUACAAGCUCUGCCUGAGCGCGGACGUCUUGGCCAAGAUCGGCACGCCCCUACUGAAUGUGCUGUCGAACGACGGGGCCAAGGUGUUCAUCAACAAGGCCACAGUGUCCAACGACAUCUCAGGGGACCACGUCGCAAAGUACUGGAACACCAAUAAGCUGCUCACAAAGAAGAAGCUGCUGGUUGCAGGGACAAAUACGAUCGCCGUGCAGGUGGUCAACAAGGCGGGCUCCACUGAUAGCGGGUUCGAUCUCGACCUGACUUACCUGUCAAACGCCCCCGUGGCAGCUACGCCCUCGACCUGUGCUUGA